AUAUGCUAUUGUGGAAUUUCUUGGAGUGGGUGAAAUCGAAGUUGUGCCUGGGUCUUGGGUCAGAGACAAUGUGUGCAUGUGGCCGAAGGCACCGGCGGAAAAAGUUAAAGCCCUCAUCAGAAGGAACCAGCCCUGCGGAUACUCGCCACCGUGGCAGAGCUACAGUGUGCGUGUAAAGGGACUUUUCUCCACAUAUGACGAUGCACGAAAAAAACUAGACCUCUGUCAGUAUACGUCGGACCUGGCUGACGAUGAGCUGCCGCAGAAGAGACGGAGAACCGCCAAAAGUGUGUGGGAGCCGUGCGUAGAGUCAUCAAGCAGCGCGCCUGAUCAAGACAGUGAUGUAUCACUUCCGACAGUACCGACAAGCUUUCCCCAAGCAUGCUGUGCUUCCAGGAGUGAGGAAGCAGAACCUCUGGCGAGGCAGUGUUCCAGCGCCGAACAGAGACCGUCUGGCCAGCAGUCAAGUUCUCAGCGUUGCAACCUUGAAAUUACAGGGCAUACUUCCUCUCGGCCGGCUGCCUCCCCGGGGCCAUCUGUGACAUCUGAGCCAUCUGGCCUGAAUGCUCUCCCAGAACGAGAAUUUCAGGGUCAAGUGCUCAGAACUUUGAACAUCAUAAAACUAACCGUACAGCAGAUAGCAAGCUCCAUCGACACGUCACUUGCCGCUUGUAGAACUGCCUCAGCACCUGCUCCGCUAGUCUCAAGCCCCUUCGAAGAUGUGGAUGCCUUGAUGGAGUUCGAAGAGUCACUUACUAAGGAAAAUGAAGACGUCCUGAUCAGCGAGCUGAUGCAGCUUGGUGGCGUGAACCCAAACAUCGCAGUGAAGCGCAUACUCAUAUAUCUUUUUGCUGACUCCUUGGCUGCCCAGUUUUCAUGGCAUGGCAAGAAAGGGAAAAGGAAAUUUUCAGAACUCAAACUGUGCCAGUGCCUGUUCAGUGCCAUUAGGAAACGUUUUCCAAGCAGUACAAGGGACGACGUCGAGAGCAGUGCGAAGUCAUGGCUCCGCCACGCCCCAGAGAGGGCUAAUGGCAAAGGCAGCGAAAAUUGAAAACAGUGUUGUCAAGUUGCAGACCUCAACUCCAAGACAAAAGUGUGAUGCAGGCAACUUGUCGCAGACCUCAACUCCAAGACAAAAGUGUGAUGCAGGGGACUUGUCGCAGCCUUCAUCAAAAGCGUGGAGCAUAAUCUCAUGGACACCACCGCCAUCUCGUUGUUGACUCUGCUUCUCAUUUCUUCUCAUCUGCCAACUUUGUCAUCACUACAAGUAACAUUCCUAAAUUUUGUCGCGCAUUGCUGUAGGCACGAGCUCUUGAGCCUGGUCAUUGCCAUUUUUUUGUAGUUCUGACCGCGAUACCACAGUGGCAGAUACUGCAAGAUUUUAGCCACCAUAACUUAACGCCAAUUCAACCUAUAUGGCGGUUUUUUACGGUAUUUUUUAUAAUUGUGUUCUAGGUCAUAAGUUCAUAUGCCACAAGUAACAUUGAACCUUGCAAUGUGAGGUAUCCAUUGUUGACAGCUGAGAUAAAGUUUUACGUGUGUUUCCAUUAUAUAUUCAGGACCUGCAGCUUUUAAAUGAACCUCCAUCUCAUUGUUUUUUGUGUGUAUGUCACAGCUGUGUUCCUCUCGGACUACUCUUUUCGUGUUACUUGCUUUGGUCAGCAGAUAAGAGUCGUGCUGACAAUAAAAGCAGUGCUCGAUUUCUGCAAGGUUCUGUACUGAGUUUUACAAGUUUCUAGUCUUCCAUAUGGCAAUAACCAAACAUAAAUAAUUGAUAAAAUAACCACACUGCUGUAAUUAAUAUGUCUUAUCGGGAUGACCAAUGAGCACGGGCUCAGGGCGAAAUGUAAGCCUAAAAUAGAAGUUGAUUGCAAGCAAAACUCGGAAGAGAAGUUUAAAAAAAAAGGGUAGAUCAGUCUGAUAAGUGCAAAUCAUUAUUUUUUUGCUAGAUUUAUCUUUGCACUCAUUUCUCAUCACUGGCUGUGUGUUGCUAGCUGUGUUCUAAGUCAUGAGUGAAGUUUAAGUGCAAGUGCUAUUGAUUUCUACUGUGCAGUGCGUUCUUAAUGAUAGCUGUGAUCUAGUUCAGUAUUCAGAGUUGCAGAUUUUAAGUGAACCUUUAUCUUCUUGUUUUAUUUGUGUCACAGCUGCGUUACUGUCUGACAACUGUUUUGAUGUUCCUAGAUUUUUUGGAGGUGAUCCUUGUACCUACUCUCUUAACAGUGUUCGAGUACCACAAGCUUGUGGGCCGAGUUUUUGAACUUUCUAGUCCUGUUGUAGCGUUUUUCAUUCUGGAGUGCUGUUCUCUAAUAAAAUUUACUAUAUUUUAAACGUUUCUUUUCCUCACAAUUGUACAGUAAUGAACUGUGAAACACAAUUGAACAUGUUCACUGAUGUGGCAACACUAUAUACAGACCCUUGUGUGUGUGUGCGUGUGUUUGCAUGCAUGCAUGCAUAUGCAGGUAGCGCCUAAGAAGCACGGACAUAUAUGCAUUCAUGAGGCCGAAUUGAGGUGCGUAUGAUGGGCAGAA
Rhipicephalus sanguineus (brown dog tick) is the source of this 2528-nucleotide messenger RNA. RefSeq lists its product as uncharacterized. Lineage: Eukaryota; Metazoa; Arthropoda; Arachnida; Ixodida; Ixodidae. The record is from RefSeq and is a predicted model, not a curated record. The transcript has 9 exons. Bases 77 to 1051 code for a protein of 324 amino acids.